Messenger RNA from Nicotiana tabacum (common tobacco), 1813 nucleotides. Lineage: Eukaryota; Viridiplantae; Streptophyta; Magnoliopsida; Solanales; Solanaceae. The record is from RefSeq and is a predicted model, not a curated record.
AUGCCUUCACAUUCACCGCCACCGUCACCUUCACCUUCUCCCGCAUCUCCACAGCCGGAAGGUGAAAAUGGUAUUACUUUUCCACCACUAUAUUCAACAGCCACUCCUAAACCGCCGCCAGCAGUCGUGAACUUUUCACUUUCACAACCAGCGCCAUCGCCGGCUCCACUAUCCACGGACGUGGCAUCGAAGCCAAUAUUUGAGCCUAUUGAUUACAAAGUAGCUUUACAACCACCACCGCCGGCAAUAUUUACUCCUCCGUUACCUACGCCUAUUCCGGUACUUUCAACACCGCCGCCUCCAGUAACGGCGUUUUCGUUUCCUGCAAAUGAUUCGUCAACACCAGUUUCUGAUGAAACCUCGCCGCCGCCGCCGCCGCCGCCGCCGCCGCUUAAAGUUCACUCGUCGUCAAGUACAUCAGUCGGAGGAGUAAUUGGAAUUUCUGUAGGCAUCACCGGAGCUUUCUUCAUUGUUGCUGUAGUAAUACUUUUCGUUUGUUACAGGAAUAAGAUUAAAAAUGGAAAAUUACACGAUCAUGAAUCUCCACGGCAAAAAGAUGACUUGUACCAUGAUCUGCGUCAAAGUUUUAAACAGCAUAAUGCAGCAAAUGGUUCUCCUGUUUCCCCCAAGCAAGUGAUACCCUUCCGCCCACUUCACUGCUUUGACAACAAUGCUCAUUCCAAUUCCAAUAAUUUAGAUGUUGAAACUCGUUUUUCACCAAAAGACCACAUAGCUGUUUUGGGUGGCAAUUUCACAUAUGAAGAGCUGUGGUCAGCAACUAGUGGAUUCUCUACGUCCAACCUUCUAGGUGAGGGUGGAUUUGGGUAUGUGCACAAAGGAGUCCUUCCUACAGGAAGAGAGAUAGCAGUUAAACAGUUGAAGAUUGGUAGCCAUCAAGGGGAGCGUGAAUUUCAAGCAGAAGUAGAGACUAUUAGCCGAGUGCACCAUAAACAUCUUGUCUCUUUGGUUGGAUACUGCAUGACAGGAGUAAAGAGGUUGCUUUUUUAUGAAUUUGUUCCCAACAGGACCUUAGAAUAUCAUUUACAUGGGGCAGCACAGUCCUUUAUGGAAUGGGCAUCUAGAAUAAAAAUUGCUAUAGGAUCAGCCAAAGGAUUGGCAUAUCUGCAUGAAGACUGUAACCCCACUAUCAUUCAUCUUGAUAUCAAAGCAGCUAAUAUUCUUCUUGAUUCUAACUUUGAAGCUAAGGUUGCUGACUUUGGACUUGCCAAGUUCUUAUCUGAUUCAAACCACCAUAUUAGUCAUGUCUCCACUAGAGUGGUGGGAACUUUCGGGUAUCUGGCCCCAGAGUAUGCACAGAGUGGAAAGGCCUCAGAUAAGUCGGACAUCUUCUCCUUUGGGGUUAUGCUUCUGGAGUUAAUUACAGGGCGUCCGCCUAUAAUCUCAACUGAAUCCUCAGCAUGCAGCAGUUUGGUCAUCUGGGCAAGGCCUUUGCUUAGAAGAACAUUGGAAGAUGGAAACUUUGACUCUUUAGUGGAUCCAUGUCUAGGACAAAAUUACAAUGGUGAAGAGAUGGCUAACAUGGUUGCUUGUGCUGCUGCUUGUGUACGCCAUUCAUCAUGGAAAAGACCACGGAUGAGUCAGGUAGUUCGUGCUUUAGAAGGUGAAGCUUCUCUCCUGGACCUUGAUGAGGAAAAUAGACCAGGACAGAGUACAGUUUUUGACUAUGAUUCUGAUGGAAGAUUUUUUUUUAAGAAUUUAAGCAAAUCCAGCACAGCAUUGGGAAGUCAAAAGAAAUGGUAAUACGAGUACAUAUGGUUGUAACCACACAAUGGGGCUCUCAUGGCAGUAAACC